AUGACAAAUAGGUUUAUUCAUAAUACACAAUAUAAAUUAUAUCAUAAUCGGUCUGCACAUAAUAAUUAUAAGGAAGCAUUAAAAAGUUUGUCUGUUGAUAAAUCUAUUAUUAUCUGUAAGCCAGAUAAGGGUAAAGGCAUCGUUAUUCUUGAUAAAAGUGAGUAUAUUGAGAAAAUGAAUGUUAUUGUAAUUUGUGUAACUAUGAAUAAAGAAGAUAAAUUAGUGCGGUUUUUAUUGAAACUGCAUGAACGUGGCUUUAUCAGUGAUGCAGAGUACAGACUAGCGAGACCAGUAGGAUCGCGUUUUGCCCGAUUAUAUGGUUUACCCAAAAUUCAUAAGCCAAAUAGACCGAUUAGAUCAAUUCUGUCAUCAAUUAAAACGUUUAAUUAUGGAUUGGGUUUAAUGUUAGCUAAACGAUUAGCAUAUUUGCGGUCUAGUGCGAGUACGGUAAAAGAUUCAUUUGAAUUUGCUAAUACAGUGAAACCGUUUUCUGAAUCUCAAUUAAAUUUAAGAAUGAUUUCCAUCGAUGUUAAGAAUCUGUUUACCAAAGUACCCUUGGCUUAUACCAUUGUUGAUAAGUUAUAUGACAAAUGUGAUUUGUGCUCAAUGUACGAAUUCGCAAAAUACGGAUAA
Messenger RNA from Didymodactylos carnosus, 633 nucleotides. The record is from the annotation of a GenBank genome assembly. NCBI's taxonomy places the organism in Eukaryota, Metazoa, Rotifera, Eurotatoria, Philodinida, Philodinidae.